GAUCACAAAUAUGUGAUUAGAAAUUUCUUAGCCGAACACUAAUUUUCCCAGAAGCCCCUGUCGGUUAUAUCUGCCGGAUACACCGGUUGUUGUAGGCUCGUGCUGGGAGUGAAAUAUAUUUUUUCCGGCGUACUGACUUUGAAACAUCAUGCCUGCAAAGGAUGACAAGAAAAAGAAGGAUUCAGGAAAGUCCAAAAAGGACAAGGACCCAGUAAACAAGUCUGGGGGAAAAGCCAAGAAGAAGAAGUGGUCAAAGGGGAAGGUGAGGGACAAGCUCAACAACCUGGUGCUCUUCGACAAGGCCACCUAUGAAAAGCUGUACAAGGAGGUACCCAACUACAAACUCAUUACGCCGGCUGUAGUGUCUGAGAGGCUGAAGAUCCGAGGCUCGCUGGCCAGAGCUGCUCUCCAGGAACUGCUCAGUAAAGGCAUGAUCAAGUUGGUGUCCAAACACAGAGCGCAGGUGAUCUACACACGAAACACCAAGGGCACAGAUGAAGCUGGAGUCGAGAAGGAAGCAUAGACUGGUUACGUUCUCGUUCUACUGAAGAUCAGCGGGGAGUCUGACAUGUAAAGAAAAUUUAAAUAAAAAACACUGGAAAAAAAAUAAUAAAAAACCUUGGCUAUGCAAUAUUGUUGCUCUUAUUAUGAUCUUUCAUGCUGCUUUUGGAAGUCUUUCCUAGCCAGAUGUUUUCUUAUUUUUAGUUCAUUUCUUAUUGUUUAGCUGUGGCUAGUUAGGUUGGGAAAUGAAUGUAGUUUGCAGUUCUGCAAGUUUAUGGUUUUAAAGAGAUUGCCAAUGGGGUCAGAGGAGCCAGGCAAGGCAGUGCAUGGAUAAUCACUGAGCACACAGUGGGCCCACUGCAGUUCUGCCUGAAUACGCACAGGACAUGGCAGACCACCAUGUUUGCAUCCUACCAAAUUUUGUAGCAGUGAUGAAAAUGAUGGCAACACUGGAAAAGCAUAUUUAGUUUCUGUUUUCAUAAAUAUGUGGAUGUUGUUAGAGCCAUUUAAAUUGUAAGAGUUUAAAUUUAAAAUCGGUGUGUUGAUUCAGAUUUUUAUGCUGCCCCUUGAAACAAGUGAUGUGAGUAGAAGAAUUUCCCUUCUAGAAAUGUGCACGUUUGAGAUGCAAGCCCGGUGUCUGUGAGCCGAUGUGAAAUUCCCCAGGGAGGACAACCUUGUAGGGAAUCUACUCACACCUCGUUUGACAUGCUAUGUUCAAUUAGUAUCAACUUCGGGACGUCCAGUGAAAUUCAGCAGACCUCGACUAAUGCUGUCGCACGUUGUUUGUUUAGCUGUGCCUGCUGAUUGCUAUUAAGAUCUUUGUGAUGCUCCUUGACCUGGUUUUGCAUGAGUGCAUCCAAAUAAAAAGUUGAAUUCAAAGUU
This is a messenger RNA of Anguilla rostrata (American eel), 1383 nucleotides long. Its product is annotated as small ribosomal subunit protein eS25. Bases 149 to 523 code for a protein of 124 amino acids. Gene Ontology annotation, cellular component: cytosolic small ribosomal subunit. Gene Ontology annotation, molecular function: structural constituent of ribosome. The transcript is spliced from 5 exons. The record is from RefSeq and is a predicted model, not a curated record. NCBI's taxonomy places the organism in Eukaryota, Metazoa, Chordata, Actinopteri, Anguilliformes, Anguillidae.